AUGAGUAACAGAGCAUUACUUAUGCUUUCUAGCUUUAUUGAAGCAAACGGCUUAGGAAGGCCUGAUUUGUGGGGAAAAGCAAUUCUUUCGCUUCAGGUCAUCCAACAACUGAAUUAUUUGUUUGGUUUUGGUUGGUAUUUAAGUGCUUGUAUUACUUUUACACUUUAUCAAGCAAUGCUUUUUUCAACUACAAGAUCCCCUAAAUUAUCCGAUUCAAUAGCCCCAGCUCCAAACAGAGCCAGAAUUAUUUGGAUACAACAAACAAACAUAAACAUUCCUUUACAACAAAACCAGAGACUUUUAACUUUAGAAAGACGUCCAUCUUCCUCUAAUCUUCAAUUAGAAAAUUUAAUAAAUAUAAACGAAAUAAAUAAUUAGUAAAUAUGUUUUUGAUAAUUUAAAAUUUAAUAAUUGUUUGUAAUAAAAAUUCUUCUUUACCUUCAUGGGCUUAUAAAUUCGGGGUUUCCUGGUAGCUGAAACAACCAUAGAAUUUUACUUCCUAUAACUGUACAUAAACGGGAAAUUGAAGCUAUGAUUGGCCCCUGACUCCUCGGGAAGGGAUUUUCGGGGUAUGUGGAUGUCGUGGAAUGGACUGUCAGGGAUCGGGUCGAGGAAUUUGGAUAAUCCUAUUAAAUAGUCUUUCCGAUACUUUAAUAAAUUAUGAUAAGACUUGAAAUUUUGAUGACUUAUCAAACAAACAAAAUGUUUUAUAAAUAAAAUAA
Molecule: messenger RNA, 722 nt
Organism: Meloidogyne enterolobii
Lineage: Eukaryota; Metazoa; Nematoda; Chromadorea; Rhabditida; Meloidogynidae
Source: the annotation of a GenBank genome assembly